AUGGUGUACCUACAAAAAUGGAGAAAUAGAACUGUUCAUAUUAUUAAAAAGUCAAAAGAGGACUACUAUAAGAACCUCCUGACUGAUAAUGUACAUAAUCCACGACAAUUAUGGAAAAUUCUAAAAGAUAUCUUGCCGACCAAUGACACUGUCUCCCAAAUAACACUUAGCAUUAAUGGCAAGGAGAUCAGUGACCCUAUCGAG
Paramuricea clavata is the source of this 204-nucleotide messenger RNA. NCBI's taxonomy places the organism in Eukaryota, Metazoa, Cnidaria, Anthozoa, Malacalcyonacea, Plexauridae. The record is from the annotation of a GenBank genome assembly.